This is a messenger RNA of Clunio marinus, 495 nucleotides long. NCBI's taxonomy places the organism in Eukaryota, Metazoa, Arthropoda, Insecta, Diptera, Chironomidae. The record is from the annotation of a GenBank genome assembly.
AUGGAAAAUGAGAUUUCAGUAUAUGAAAAUUGUGGCUUUUGGGAAAGAAAUCAAUUGCAAUCAGCACCAGAUGAAAACGGAAGAAGAGUGCAAAGCUCUAUGACACAUCAUGAAAAAAAGAUUAAUAGAAGAGACAUCGAGAGCACAACAAGGCAUUGUUAUGAAUUAAAGAGGGACAUGAUAACAGUUUUAUGCCUUUUUGGAAGUCGAAUCGAGUCAAAUCUCUCACAGAGUGCACUUGUAGAAGUUCAGGGGGAAACUCUUAAUUUCCUGAAUUGUUUCGAAAGCUUUUAUGUCGAGAACAGAACUGAGCUCACAAAAGUCAUUCAGUGCAGAGCUUCUCCAUUGAGAGAAACCAAAGCAUUAAAUCGACUUUCUUUUCCUACCUUUGCGUUGUGUCUUGUGGUUCGUGAAAAGUUACAAUCAAACGCCACCUUAAUCGUUACACUCUCUCAACACUCAACACCCAACGACGAGCCUUAUGAGAAAAGAUGA